This is a messenger RNA of Lathyrus sativus (Indian pea), 645 nucleotides long. Lineage: Eukaryota; Viridiplantae; Streptophyta; Magnoliopsida; Fabales; Fabaceae. The record is from the annotation of a GenBank genome assembly.
AUGGCUCGAAGUUUUGUUCUGUGGCUUCAUGGUCUUGGUGACUCCGGUCCUGCCAAUGAACCUAUCAAAACGUUAUUCACUUCUCCUCAAUUCAGAAACACCAAAUGGUCCUUCCCUUCCGCACCUCACGUACCAGUCACUUGCAACUAUGGUUCUGUAAUGCCUUCAUGGUUUGACAUUCACGAGAUUCCUGUGACAGCUGAUUCUCCAAUGGACGAGACUGGUUUACUUAAAGCUGUUCAAAAAGUUCAUGCUACAAUUGACAAGGAAAUAGCUGCCGGCACAAACCCUAACAAUGUAUUUAUCUGUGGAUUCAGUCAAGGAGGUACAUUGACGUUGGCCAGUGUUCUGCUAUACCCUAAAACUUUAGGUGGAGGUGCUGUCUUUAGUGGUUGGGUUCCAUUUAAUUCGUCUAUUACUGAAAAAAUUACCCCCGAGGCUAAGCAGACACCCAUACUGUGGUCCCAUGGGCUGGUUGACAAAACAGUAUUGUUCGAGGCAGGACAAGCUGGUCCUCCGUUCCUUGAAAAACUUGGCGUCAGUUGUGAGUUUAAGGCUUAUCCUGGUCUUGCCCACUCCAUAAACAACGAGGAGCUGCGGGAUCUCGAAUCUUGGAUCAAGGCACGCCUACAAAGUUCUUCUUAA